Messenger RNA from Onychostoma macrolepis, 2140 nucleotides. RefSeq names its product RAD23 homolog A, nucleotide excision repair protein b (gene rad23ab). The transcript is spliced from 10 exons. The record is from RefSeq and is a predicted model, not a curated record. Gene Ontology annotation, cellular component: nucleoplasm; cytosol. Gene Ontology annotation, biological process: nucleotide-excision repair; proteasome-mediated ubiquitin-dependent protein catabolic process. Lineage: Eukaryota; Metazoa; Chordata; Actinopteri; Cypriniformes; Cyprinidae. Bases 224 to 1603 code for a protein of 459 amino acids. Gene Ontology annotation, molecular function: proteasome binding; damaged DNA binding; ubiquitin binding.
UAUAAAUUAUAUUUCUGCUAACUAAGAACGAGUGUUUUAAAAUUAGUCUAUUUUGUGACAUGCUUGUCACUGACGAGCCCAGUGAAGCUAGUUCACUGGGAAAGCUCUAGAAACGUGUUGCUUUGGCAUUUUAUCUCAAAUAAUGCCAGUCAGACAUUCAUACGACUCUUAGGGGUCACUGUACGUCCGUGUGUCCAUGUGUCUUGUCCAAUUCAGCAAGUAGAUGGCGUCUUCGCAUAACACAGGCGCCCCAUCCCUCCUGAAGAUAGCUGAGUCACAUCUCCACGCGCGCUCAGACACUUCCCAGGCUGUAUUUCGCGGGGUCUCGCGCUCAAACACAAUGCUGACGAUCACUCUGAAGACCCUCCAGCAGCAGACGUUCAAAGUACAGAUAGACGAAGAGCUGACGGUAAAGGCUCUUAAAGAGAAGAUAGAGGAAGAAAAGGGGCAAGAUGCUUUUCCAGCUGUCGGUCAAAAACUAAUCUAUGCAGGCAAAAUUUUGAAUGACGAUAUAGCUCUAAAAGAAUAUAAGAUAGAUGAGAAGAACUUUGUCGUGGUGAUGGUUACAAAGCCCAAACCUGCAGCAUCUCCACAAGCUCCUGCUCCUACGCCGGCAGCUGCCGCUACCGUUAGCGCAACUGUCGACGAAACCCCUGCACAUCCGCCUUCAACUCCUGCUGCGCCUCCUGCUGUCUCCACAGUGCCUGUAUCGACCCCCACUCCCGCUCCCAUAGAACCAGCGGCAUCGGCGGAGCCGCCCGCGCCGCCCAUCACAGCGCCCCCUGCUGCCUCGGAGGCUGCUGCGGAAAAGCCUGAGCCUGUUAGCACGACUCACGCUCCGAUCUCAGAAGAGGAGAACCAGGAAGCCCAAGAGGAGCAGGCCAUCGCCCAAUCAGAGGCCAGCAUUACAGAUGAUUUGGGUAUUUUAGAAGCAGCUGCGUCCAUACUAGUUACAGGUCAAGCGUAUGAAAAUUUGGUGACAGAAAUCAUGUCAAUGGGUUAUGAGAGAGAACAGGUGAUUGCCGCCUUACGAGCAAGUUUUAACAAUCCGGACAGAGCCGUGGAGUAUCUGCUUAUGGGUAUUCCCACAGAAUCCGAGCAGCCGCCGCAGGAAGUAGUGCGGCCCACGCCGGUGUCUAACCCCACCCCUCCAGCACCACAGCGACCUCAGCCGCCGCCCGCUGCAGCCGGUGCGGAGUCGGGAGCGGCGCAGGCCUCGGCGAACCCGCUGGAGUUCCUGAGGAACCAGCCACAGUUUCAGCAGAUGCGUCAGAUCAUCCAGCAGAACCCGGCGCUGCUGCCAGCGCUCCUGCAGCAGCUCGGUCGAGAUAACCCGCAGCUCCUGCAGCAAAUCACGCAGCAUCAGGAGCGAUUCGUGCAAAUGUUGAACGAGCCGCACGUAGGCGAGGCCGGAGCCGCUGAAGCUCCCAGCGCACCACAGACCAACUACAUCCAGGUCACGCCACAGGAGAAGGAGGCCAUUGAGAGGUUAAAAGCUCUGGGGUUUCCAGAGGGACUCGUCAUCCAAGCCUACUUCGCCUGCGAGAAGAACGAAAACCUCGCCGCAAACUUCCUGCUCCAGCAGAACUUUGACGAUGAGUGAACGUUAACCAUUUAGACGCGACGACACUCGGAGGACGGCAACGGAGAGAAUGCAAGCGCUAGGCCGCAUGUUGCGCGCGUGUGUGUGUGAAUGUGUGCGUUAAAGCGAAUAGAACGUCGACUGGUCUUCCAUGAGGAUUUUCAUGGAGUUUAAACUGAAGCCAUGAUGUGACGUUAUUAUCAGCACAGCUAAUUUUUUUUUCGAUAGAUAUAGCCGAUCCUUUACGACGAGGUGUACGUUGUCUGUCUGGUUUCUGCUGCUAUCUCUGCUGUGUGCGUCGAGUGAGGUUUUAUUUAUCAGUUAAAACCCUGCCAAAAAAAACCUCUCAAGGUCAUCGCUCAUUUCUCGCAAUUGUUUUUCAGUAUUAAUAAUGAGACGUUUCAGUCGAAGUAGAUGCCAAAUUUAAUUUGUAGCCAAUGAAAACAAGCCUUUGAUGGAUAGACAUGUGUCUUUUCAACACGUUGUACCAUUUUUUGUUGCGUUUUCUCCACUGGAACAUUUUUGGAAAUAUUUCAAAUUAAAUAUGGUGUCUACUUG